AUGGCGUUCACAUGUGGUCUUCGGAUCAUUAUAGCUUUGGGAUUACUUCUGGAAACGCGCGCUGAAAAUUUGACACGAUGUUAUGGUGCACUCGGUUGCUUCAGCACCGGAGGCGCUUUUUCGGACCCUCGGGCCCUGCGGCAUCUUGUCAGUGUUCUCCCGUGGAGCCGAGAGAGAAUCCGGACCCAGAUCCUUCUCUACACCGAAACCAAUCGCGACAAGCCCGACCGCUUCCUUUGGAACACAGUGAGCCCGUCAACUCUGAGGAAGUCCAAGUUCAACAGCUCCAAAAAGCUGGUCAUCAUGGUUCACGGAUAUCUCCAAAUUGUUGACAUCGACAAGACCCAGCUGAUGAUCAAGGACACCUUCAUAGACUAUCUGGAUUCCAAUUUCAUUUUCGUUAGUUGGAGCAGAGGGAGCAUGACCGGUUAUUGGACGGCGGCGGCGAACACUCGCAUUGUCGGGGCAGAGAUUGCACUUCUCAUCGAGAAAAUUAUAGAAACUUUCAACUACCGAAAAUCAGAUAUUCAUCUUCUUGGUCACAGCCUGGGCGGCCACAUAAUCGGCUACGCCGGACGGAGAAUGCCGGGCCUCCGCAGACUGACUGCACUCGACCCGGCAGAUCCGUUCUUCCAAAACGGAGACCCCGAGAUUCGGAUUGACCCUUCAGACGGCGAUUUCGUGGAAGCCCUGCACACGGAUUCGAGAGUCUUCGUACCUGCCAUCCCCAUCGGCGGUUACGGUAUGUGGGACCCCGUGGGACAUGUGGAUGUGUACGUCAACGGGGGUGUUAAUCAGCCUGCAUGCCUGAGUUUGCAGCCGGCAAAAGUGGUACUUACUUCUACGAAUGAGAAGAACCCCUUCAUGUUGGCCAGAGAGCUGGUCGUAUGCCAUCAUAUGUAUGUGGUCAGGUUGGUCGCUGGAAUUUUCGUUCGCGACGGGAACUGCGCUCUGGUCUCGUAUCAAUGCGCCAACUUUACGGAUUUUCUCAACGGUCGCUGCACGGACUGUGGACCCGACACCGCGAAGUGUUUCGAGUUGGGGAAAGGCGGAGAAGCCUAUAGACGCUAUAGAGACGCCCAUGAUUGGCCUAGACGGUUUUUCAUUCUGACCCAUGUAGGGCCACCGUACUGCAUGCACCAUUACGAGAUACGUCUGCGACUUUCGAGAGAGACAGAUGUCACCGAAGCUCAGAUCGCCUUCGUCUUCGAAGAUGUCGACGGCAGCCUGAGCAUCAGAGCGAUGGUCCACGACGGGCACGUGCGGCUUGUGUCGCGGGAAGAAGCCCAAGCAUGGGUCGUGGGUGUCGUGUCCACAAUCAAGCCUCAAAUUAAGACAAUCCGGUUGAGUUGGAUAUCAUUAGACCGUAAUAAGAGAUUGAAGCUUGCGCCAACUUCACGCUUGACCGUUUACUACAUGAAUCGUAUCAUACCCACAAGGGACAAAAACAAAUACUUGGAGGACUUCUGUGGACCUGAGGGACUCCUGCCGGAUCGCGAAGAAAUAAUUUUCGCUAAAUGCUGA
Galendromus occidentalis (western predatory mite) is the source of this 1524-nucleotide messenger RNA. Its product is annotated as inactive pancreatic lipase-related protein 1-like. Gene Ontology annotation, molecular function: triacylglycerol lipase activity. Lineage: Eukaryota; Metazoa; Arthropoda; Arachnida; Mesostigmata; Phytoseiidae. The transcript has 12 exons. Bases 1 to 1524 code for a protein of 507 amino acids. The record is from RefSeq and is a predicted model, not a curated record. Gene Ontology annotation, biological process: lipid catabolic process.